Messenger RNA from Staurois parvus, 310 nucleotides. Lineage: Eukaryota; Metazoa; Chordata; Amphibia; Anura; Ranidae. The record is from the annotation of a GenBank genome assembly.
UCAUGCUGCUGCCAGGUCCAGAGUCUCUCAUGGGUCCCUCUGCUGCCAGGGCCCCUAAUCUGCCAUGGGCCCCUAUACCGCCUCCUCAUGCUGCUGCCAGCUGUCCAGAGUCUCCUCAUGGGUCCCUGUACGCCUCCCAUUAGCUGCGUCUCCAUCGCCACACUCUGCCAAUGUGCCACUUUCAGGUCUCCCUCACACUGCUGGGGGUUCCAUUUUUUGUCAUAGGGUGCUGGCAGAUUACGGGCCUCCCAUAGCUGCUGCCAGGCCCCUAAUCCUGCCAUGGGCCCCUGUACCGCUCCUCAUGCUGCUG